Molecule: messenger RNA, 1812 nt
Organism: Saccharomycopsis crataegensis
Lineage: Eukaryota; Fungi; Ascomycota; Saccharomycetes; Ascoideales; Saccharomycopsidaceae
Exons: 2
Coding region: 1-1812 (603 amino acids)
Source: RefSeq, a predicted model, not a curated record
AUGGGAAGGUUUUCUGUCAGCAUUCCUGGCCGAAGAAGAACCCUUUCAAAUAGCAAUAUCUAUCAAGAAAUCGAAACCCUCGUCGACCAUACGUUAAGUAAUGAAGCAUGGGGACCAUCAGUAAUUCAACUUUCGUCACUUUCAAAGCAUUCCAAUGAUUCGUUCCAUAAUCAACUCACGAUAUUGACGGCAAUUUUUGAAAAAUUGGUCGAGUGUUACGACAAGGGAAAGAACCCGAUCAGUGGCAUCAAGAGCAGUUUUGCGGGAUUCAGUAACCAUAAGAAUAAUAUUGUGACUCCUAAUAAUGUGACCUCGACAUCAAAAAGGAAUGUGGAUGUUGAGUACCGAGUGGUCCUCAAGUGCUUGAUCACCUUGGAUUAUUUGUUGGUGCAUGCAGCCGACGACGAUAAGAUCUCACACAGUUAUCAGUCAUAUAAUUCGCACUACGAUGAUAUUUUGCACCGGAUCAACGAGAGUUAUCAUUUGCCAAAGUUGGAAUUUAAGGCAAGUCAAGUGAUCAAGAAGAAAUCUUCAGAUUUGUUGGAGUUGGUUGGCAACCAUGAGUUGUUACAGGAAAUGAGAAGGGACUGCCGGGAUGGUAGGCACGACGACGAUAGUAAAUAUGAUAUCUCUAUGAUAUUAGGCAAUGAUUUGAUUAAUGCCAACCAUGCACAUCCGUCAUCAAUAGUCACCGAAGACGACCAGCUGCCCGACAAUUAUAGAAGUUUAUCAGGAGGAAUAUCCACCACUGACGAUUAUAUUGAACCUCCAGGAAUAUCAUCAAAGUCUAAAUAUCUUGGGUUAAGAAAAAAAGCAUCGAAUCAUGCAUUGUCGGCGUCACUGAAGAUAUGGCGAAAGCAUUCCGCGAGCCCCAAAUUAAACCAUGGUAAUCGAAGGGUCCUGGAGGAUCGUUUGUUAGAUGAUGAUUAUGAUUACGGCGACCAUGAGAAAGCUCCACACUCUAACAAUGAUCACACUAUAGAAGGAACAAAGUCCCGAUCACGGUCGCUUUCGUCAUUGAGCAGUAGUUUUAGUUCCAAACUUCAUUUAUCCAGUGGUCGUCGCCUGAAGAAAUUACACGAUGUCGACUUUGAUGAGAACGACGAGAGCGAUAAUGAUGAUGAUGAUGAUGAUGAUGAUGAUGAUGAUGAUGACGACGACGAUGAUAAUGAUGCUUGGGAACCAGGAUUUUCAAAGAAUGAAAGCGUCACUUCAUUUGGCUCGUCCUCUUCUCCACAUCGUAAGACUGCUUCUGGCUCAUUACAUUUUUCUGCCACCAAUUCGCUCAAGAAACUUACCCCUCCUCCAGGGAUGAUAACUAGAAAAUUCAGAUCGAACUCCCUGCCCACGAAAAUCGUCACUUUCAAUCAGCUUCACAAGCAAAAUAACAACAAUAGUAAUAACUCAGUCAUGUCUGAUGAUUUGCAACCAAUAGUUUCCCAGCUCCAAACCCAGACUAUCCCUAUCAACUUCACGGUCCCUUUUUCCCCUGGAUCUCCGAAACCGCCAGCCCCGCCAUCACCAAUGAGGUCCCAUACCACCGAUUUUAGAGAAAUACAUACCAGGAAUCCUUAUCAUAAUGGGCCUACCACCAUAGGGUUUAAUCGUGUGGCCAACCCAAACAAUCCAUUCUUGAGCCCGUUAAUGGAAUCUCAGGCCUCCACUUCGAAUUUUGGUAGUCCAAUCAUCAAUUCCCAGGGAUUCGAAGCAAAUAGUACGGGAGGAAGUUUCGCCCAACAUGGAAUGACUAGUCCAAUAGUGACCAAUCCGUUUGCCACACCAAAUGUCAAUAGCGAGCCCACUUUCUUUUGA